Antechinus flavipes (yellow-footed antechinus) is the source of this 6461-nucleotide messenger RNA. Its product is annotated as eukaryotic translation initiation factor 3 subunit A-like. Lineage: Eukaryota; Metazoa; Chordata; Mammalia; Dasyuromorphia; Dasyuridae. Bases 290 to 3172 code for a protein of 960 amino acids. The transcript has 6 exons. The record is from RefSeq and is a predicted model, not a curated record.
ACGACGGCAGAUUGGGGGUGGGUACGGCGGGAAAGCCUCCGCGGCGCGAGUCGGCGCCGUUACGGGCCGGGGGAGCCGAGUGGGCGUGCGAGGUCUCGCGUGGAGGAGCUUCCCCAUGUCUCCGCCCCCCCAGCCUCAGUCUCGGCUCGGAGCGGGGGCGGGCCUCUCGCCCCCUCCCCGCUUGCCGGGCUGUGCUGUGGCCCAAGUCCAAGUUGAAGGGCAGCAGUCGAAGGAACCAGGCCUCAGUUAGGGGAAGUGUGUGCGGGGCUACCAGCCUCAGUCUCCCGACAUGGAGUGGACUCUGUGGUUCUGGCUUGGGGGAGCUGCUACCUUCCACAUUUCCAUGGACCCCUCUCCGGUGCUGGUCUCCCUAGGGUCAGAUGUGCUCCUGCAGUGCAUUUUCCCUGCAGUGGGUAAGGACAUGCCAACUCCCACUGUGUUCUGGCACCAUGGCCAGUGGCGCCUGGCAGAAUAUGAUGGGAUCUUAGUGACCCAGCGCCCAGGCACAGAGCUACCAGAAAGUGCAGAGGGCCUGCGGAAGGGCAAUGCUUCCCUUCUGCUCCGUCGUGUGGCUAUGGCAGAUCUGGGCUCUUACUACUGUACUGUGACAGUUGGGGAACAGCAGGCAGAAGCUGGAGUCCUUCUGGAGAUUUCAGGAUCCGACCUGCAGAUCUACACAGAGCCUGAUUCUUGGGUGACUAUGGGCUCUUCAGCACUGCUCAAAUGUCGCUUCAGCAUAGGGGAUGUAAUUGAAUUGAGUUCACUCACAAUACGUUGGUAUGCCCCAGGGGGACGAAUUGUAGCCCAGUUUCCACCAAAGGAGGAGGAGGAGGAGGAAGAGAAUGAUGUGGGUGAAGGGCCUGGGGGGCUAACAACCUUAGGCUCUUUUUCUGAGGCAGACCUGCUUUUGGGCAAUGCCUCCCUGACAAUACUCAGAGCCCAGCCUAAGGAUGCAGGACUCUACAGCUGCAGUGUGGGAUAUGGAGGUGAGGAACGGCACAGUGAGAGCCUCUUCAGUGUCAUUGCUGCCCCCCACAUCUCCUUGUUUCCAGUCCAAGUCUCUCUAGGAGAGAAGACUACCCUGCUGUGCCAGAUCAAAGGUUUCUACCCUGCAAGGGGCCUUCAGGCCUGGUGGCUACGGAAUGGUCAGAAGCUACCAGAGGCCAUCUCUAUGGGGUCCCCCACACAAAACCCUGAUGGUACAUUUGAUUUGGAGCUGAUCUUAAAUUUGACCCUGGAGUCCCAUGAUCUAGAAGCCAACUUUACCUGUCAUGUGACUCAUCCUGCUCUGGAACAUCCUCUGCAACAGAUAUUAGACAUGAAAGUCAAAGAAGAAAAGUGGUGGGAAGAUGUUCAGAGCAACAAUAGGCCAUUAAUUAGCAGCAUCCUGAUCACCACCUUGGGUGUUACUGUUAUAGGUUUUGCCAUCAUCCACAGCUUGAGGAGGAACAGAGGCCUAGAGGAAGAAGAGCAGGAGCAGGGAGAAGUCCGGACAGCGACAGAUGGAGAGGACAGGGAGCAACCUCAAGAAACAUCUGACUUCCAGUCCCCUGGAAGAAACUGGGAGGUGGAGAAAUUAUUACCAAGGGAUCAUACUGAGUCUGAGGGAGAGAUCCUUCAGGGAGACAGAAAAGCUGGAUUCCUACAGGGCUAUAGAAAGACUGUUGGGUUGAUGGAAGUGAGGUAUUCGAGGAUCAAGAGACAAAUCAUUGUAGAAUGUAGAGAAACUGAGGAGGAUAAGAUCCUUGUAUUAGAGGGUACUAGGGAGGGCCAGGUCUUAGAAGAAAAAGGUGAAAGUAAAGUUCAGAACCUAAAAGGAGAUGGAGAGAGCGAGGGUCGAGUUCUGGAAGAAUUUGAAGUGGAUACUGAGACACAGUUUCAGGAGGCUAAAGCAAUAAGAGCUGAAGGCAAUAUCAUAAAAGGCAAUAGAGAGCUAGAGGUUCACAAGAGAAAUAAAGAAGCCACUGAAAAACAGAAUGGUGAAGGACAGACUGAGAAAAGGGAUGCUGAAAGACAGACCCAAAGAGGGAGGGAUAAUGGACUGACUCAGGGAGGAGCUAGAGAAGGACUGACCCAGGGAGGGGAUAGUGAAGGACAGAUCCAGGGAGGGGAUAGUGAAGGACAGACCCAGGGAGGGGAUAGUGAAGGACAGAUCCAGGGAGGGGAUAAUGAAGGACAGACCCAGAGAGGGGACAGCGAAGGAUUGACCCAAGGAGAAGACAGCAAAGGACUGAUAAGGGGAGGGGAUAGCGAAGGACUGACCCAGGGAGGGGACGCUGAAGGACUGACCCAGGGAGGAGACGCUGAAGGACUGACCCAGGGAGGGGAUGGCGAAGGACUGACCCAAGGAGGGGAUAGCGAAGAAUUGACCCAAGGAGGGGAUAGCGAAGAACUGACCCAAGGAGGGGAUAGCGAAGAACUGACCCAAGGAGGGGAUGGCAAAGGACUGACCCAAGGAGGGGAUAGCAAAGAACUGACCCAAGGAGGGGAUAGCGAAGGACUGACCCGGGGAGGGGAUAGCGAAAGACUGAUUCAUGAAGGGAACAGCGAAAGACUGACCCAGGGAGGGGAUAGCGAAGGACUGACCCGGGAAGGGGAUAGCAAAGGACUGACCCAGGGAGGGGAUAGCAAAGGACUGACACAGGGAAGGGAUAGCGAAGGACUGACCCGGGGAGGGGGUAGCGAAGGACUGACCCGGGGAGGGGAUAGCGAAGGACUGACCCGGGGAGGGAAUAGCGAAGGACUGACCCGGGGAGGGGAUAGCGAAAGACUGACCCAUGGAGGGGAAAGCGAAAGACUGACCCAGGAAGGGGAUAGUGAAGGACAGAUCCAAGGAGGGGAUUCUGAAGAAGAAAUCCCCAGAAGGGAUGCUCAAGUGCAAGUCCACCUAGGGGAUGAGGAAGCCAUUAAAGGACUUGUCUUUAAAGAAGUUGGAAGAAAUGGAACAAGACGAAUAGCAGGGGAAGGAGAGGCCAUGGAACAAAUCCCAAGUGGGUAUGAAAGGAUUGAGGGAUGGACAGCAAGUGGGAAGAUUGAUACUCAGUCAUUGAGGAUAGAUGAGGAUCUUUCAGAACAGUCCCCAGGGGCAAUUGGAGACAGAGGUUCUUCCCAAAGACGAAGACAUUGUCUAACUCCAGGGAUAGAUGGAGAGAUCAGAGGGGCAGAAAAAUAAGGGGGCAGAAACAGUCAAGGGAAUAAUAUAAAGAAAAGUUCAUCUCCUGUGCCUCCUGAUUUUGUGACCAUAAGUUCCAGAUAAAUUGAUCUGUAUGGCCAUCUUUGAUCUUUUGAGCUUCUAAUGAUGUUAACAAAGCAGAUUAUUGGGAUAAGGGUGGCAUGGGGGAGAUUAUCAGUUUGGGUUUUUGAACAAAAUAGAUAAAAUGCCUAUAAUGUGCUCUCGUUUCUUUCUGGAAGAGGAAAAAUGAGAGAAUAUGUUGCUCAGUUUGGGAAGGAUUUCAACAAUAGAUCAGAGAAACCUUUGAAAAAAGGGGUGAAAGGCUAUGCAAAAAAAGAAAGCUAGAAUUGAGAUUAUAGAACCCUGGCACAUAAGUUACAGGAAAAAUAUCAUAGAGAAUAGAUAAAAAGCUUUUCAUCAGGUGACUUUAGGGAACUGAAACAGCCUACUGUCUCAGGCCACAGAUUGAGGGAUUUGGGGACUGAAUGUAAUUAUUGAAGGAAAACUUUAGGAAAUGUCCCCAGUUCAUGGUAAUUUUGUACAUAGUAAUUAACAUUUCAGUUUUUCUAGCCACUUUUUAUUUAGAUCAUAUGAAGGAGAUGGUUCCAUUAUAUUUUACAUGAAUUUGAAGUUCAUUCUAGCACUGUUCCUGCCUGAUUGCUUCAGAUACAUUUGUUCAUAAUUUAGUAUGAAUGGUGUAGGGUUUUGCUGAACAAUAAUUUGUUCCACUCAUUAUUUUCACAAGUUUAAAACUGUUCACUUUAUUUAUUAUCAAUAGUAGUAACUUAGUAAGUAUAAUGACAGUGAUUUACCUCACCACCUUCCCUGGGGCUUUGUGUGAUGUUCCUAUUCAAGUUAUUCAUGAAAGGCACAUUCAAGAAAUGUUAUGUUAGUUAGAAUGAAGGAGGGAUGAAUGGGGAAAAACCAGCUUAGAGGCCCUACUUCCUAACCUCUAGUAUUCAUUGUAGUUGAAUAGAAAGGGAUUCAAAUGCCAACAAAAAUACUUUUCCACAACCUAUCUUACAGAUUGUCCUCCAGUAUUUGUAUGAUAUCAAAAGACGAAAAGCCCAUUACCUCCCAAGGUAGACCAUCAUGAAUUCUCACAGUUAAGGUUUUCUUAUAUCAAACAUAAAUCUGCCACUGCUAUCCAUCUCUGCUUUAAGUAUUAUCCAGUACUUCCAUGUGACUCCCAUCAAGAUACUUCAUAACAACUUACAUCCAUCUGUCUUAUGAUUUACACCUUCCUAGCUCUUUCAGAUAGUCUUCAUGAUCUUAAGAUUACUGUCCAGAUGUCCUGCCCCUCUUUGGUCCUGGUACAAGGCCUCUCAUUACAGCUUUAGAGAUCCCAUUAGGUUUUAUUUGUUUGCCAUAUCACACUGUUGAUUCUUAUUGAACUUGCAAUUUACUAAAGCACCUAGAUCUUUUUCAAAACAAUUGCUAUAUUUCUCUCUUGGAUUUGAAGAUUUGAUGUUUUUAACCCAAGUAUGAAGCUUUAUAUUUAUCCCUUUUAAAUUUCAUCUUAUUAGAUCAGGGCUUCUUUACCUCUUUUGCAUUGUAGAUCCCUUGGCAUUCUGGUGAAGCCUAUGUAUGGACCCCUUCUCAGAUUAAUGUUUUUAAAUGCAUAAAACAAAAAGUAUAAGAUUACAAAGAAAAUCAGUUACAAUACAUUUAUCCAAAAAAUUUUUUUAAAGUUCACAGAACUCUAAUAAAGAAUUAAUAAUUAUGGGAUCAUAUUUAACCCAGUAUUCUAAUCUAAGAUUUUAUUUGGGAUCCUGAAUUUGUUAGGCCUAAAAGCUAUCACACUCCACUUUGUCACAUGUAAAUUCAAUAAGCAUGCUAUCUAUACCUUUAUCCAAAAUGAAAAUAUUAAACAACAUAGGACUAAUCACAACUCUCUGGGACACUUGAGCUCUUUUCCCAAGUUAACACUGAACUAUUAUUACUUUUUGGUUCUAGUCAGUCAGCUAGUCCUCAAUCCAUCCAACUACAUAUCAUCUAGUUCAUAUUUCUUUACCUUGUCCAUAAAAAUAUCAUGAUAAUAUAUUUCCAAAUAUUUUGCUAAAAUCAGAUAUAUGUUGUAAUAUAUUCUCUUAUCUUUACCCUUCUAGUUACCCUAUUAGAAAAAGAAAUGUUUAGUCUCUUUUUACCUGUUUUCAAUGACAUCAUGCUGACACUUUGUGAAUCGUUGAUUUCUAGAUAUUAAUUAUCUUUUAGAUACCAUGUUCUAGAUUUUAACAGGAAUUGAAAUAAGAUUCAUUGGCUUAUCUCUUCAUAUUUCCACUCUGUUCCCCUUGUUGUCCAUCUCCAGUCUUGUAGCACUUCUGUCAAUCAUAUUGUCUGCUUGGUCCUCACUUUCCUCAUCCAUUUGUGUGGAAUUGGGAUGAAUUUAGAUGAUAAUCUGUCUCUUCCAAUUCUAAACUGAUUAAUCUAAAACGUCUAAUUCAAAUCGCAAACUCCUAAAAUAUCUAAUUGCAAAAUUCAAAUUGUGUAAAAAAAAAAAAAAAUAUGGGGAUUGCCUGUUUGCCUCAGUCUUCUAAUUGUUUCCAGUUCCUUUAUCUCUGGAUAUGACUGUUGCUUUCAUAUGUAACUAUCUAGGGAAGGCACAUUUGUAUAUAACCAUAUUGUUGCCUACCUUGCUGUGAUCACUCUCCCUUCUAGCUUUCAAGAUUAGCAUACUUAGAAGUGUAUAUGGGUUGAAGUUGUAAAACACUUUGUAAACCAUAAAAUGAGUUAUUACCCCACUACCUUAAACCUUUUGGUAGAAAGAUGCUAAAAGCUUCUUUAGUGUAUACUUAUUCAUACUUCAUUCCUUCACUCUUUCUGACCCUGUAUCAGUACAUAAAGAUGGGCCUUAAAGUUAAAACAUGAAGGGAGCGUCCAGUGCUCCCCUAACUCAAUUUAUAACUAAGGAAUCACAAAGUUCUCAAUAUACUUGUAGUUCCUGCUUUAUUCCCUUUCCACAUUGUCUUCAUUUCUUUGGUAUGAGAGAGUCUUCUGAUUUUACUAAGAAAAGACCGGGAGGACAGAGUAACAAAGCAUAGGAAACUUGUGGAUUUCUUUUAAUGAGCCUAAACUGGAGCAAGCAGCCUUCAUAAGCUUUUUUCCCCUACCUCCAGAACCUUGAUCACUUGACUGGUGGGUCUUAUUCCAUCACUUGAGAAAAGAAAACUGGGAAACAGAUGUAUGAAAUUGUCCUAACUGCCUAUUAACCAGUAAUUCCAAGAGAGAAAUACUUCACCCGUUUUUCCAUUGGAGCUGUUAAUAAAGGAACAAAACUUUUUUAAAAAUA